This is a messenger RNA of Parascedosporium putredinis, 1050 nucleotides long. The record is from the annotation of a GenBank genome assembly. NCBI's taxonomy places the organism in Eukaryota, Fungi, Ascomycota, Sordariomycetes, Microascales, Microascaceae.
AUGGCCAACUCCAAACUACCAAUCGCGUUCAUCGGCCUCGGCGCCAUGGGCUUUGGCAUGGCCACCCAACUACUCAAUCAAGGCUACAAAGUCACCGGCUCCGAUUCAUGGCCCCCACCCUGGAGAAGUUCAAGCAGGCCGGCGGCGAAUGUGCUUCAAGCCCUGCCGAAGCCGCAAAAGGUAAAAGCUUUUGCGUGUGCAUGGUUGCUACGGCCCAACAAGCUCAAGAAGCCCUUCUUGAUGGGCCUCAGCCGGCUGUUCCCUCCCUCAAAAGGCAAUUCAGCCGCGAUAACUCAAGGCCUAGGUCUCCUCCAGGCUAUGUCCGCCCCCGAAAAGCUUUACAUUGUGGCAGGGGAACUGGCGCAGCCCACCUUGGCCUACACCUACCCUCAACUGGGCAAGAAAUUUUGGAAAUUCCAGCCUCUCCUCAGCGCAGUCACCAUCAUACUCAAGGACACCAUGAUCAUCACUUCAGAGGCCCGUCGAUGCGGAUUCCCGACUCCGAUGGUGAGCACCGCCGAGCAGGGCUAUUUCCUAGGCCUAGGUCGAGGUUUCGGCGCGGAUGAUGAUGCGGGUUUGAUCCGCUUAUACACCGAAGGGCGGCGACAGGUCACCGCCGACGUCGUGGCGGCACAAACGAACGCGAAUGAGAGCAGUGAGAUUACCAAGAAGAAGAUAAAGCUCGUCACGAGCCUCCUAAAGGGGAUUCACCUUUGCUCCGCUUCUGAAUGCCUCGCUUUUGCGCAUCGGUUGGGAUUACCCCUAGAUCAAACAUUAGAGCUCUGUGUAAAUGCGGCCGGGGGAAGCGCUAUGUUGAAGGAGUUUGGCGGAGAUCUGGUCAGCAUCCUACGCGGCAAUAGGCCCUCUGUCUUUGGGCUUGUUGAGCUUGUACAGGAAGUCCGCGAGGUGGUGGACGAGGCCCACAGGUUGAGAGUCCCUUUACUCCUGGGCAACCAAGCCCUGAAUAUCAUGAGGUUGGCAUUGCAGCACAAGCCCAAAGAGCUACCAGACAUGCCACAGGCUAUGGCUGUCAAGGUUUGGGCUGCAUAG